UUGAAAAUCAAACGUCAAAAAUUGGCGCGAAAGCACUAAACAAACCAGGCGACUUGUUUUUAUUAAAAACGAAAAUAGUUUUUAUCUGGGUUUUUAAUAUAUUCUAAGGUUUUUAAUAAUCAUUCUUUGGUCGAAAUGAAUUUACGUCGCAGUCGCAGACGGUCACCAGAAGCUGAAGAGAAGGUUGAAGCAAAAAUAAUGAAGCUAGAAAUGACUUUACGUCCCAGACCAUCACCAGAAGAGAAGGCAGAAGCAAAAAGAAUCGCCGAAUACAGAGCCAACAAUCCAUUUAUAGAGUUCAAAGGAAAAAUUACGUAUCAUACCGAACUAAUAGACAUAGCUUUAGUGAGUGAUAAUUUAUUAGAAAGAGCAAAAGUUGUAUCCGAUCUGUUAAUCAUCGGCUUUGAUAUGGAGUGGCCGUUUAAUUUCCAAACUGGUCCCGGUAAAACUGCAACCAUACAGAUUAGCUAUGACGAAGAGCAUUGUUACAUCUUCCACGUAAGUAAGAUUAGAAACCUACCCAGCAGCCUCAGCCAGCUGUUGAUCCAUCCAAACGUGCGCCUGACUGGGAAUUGCAUCAAACGAGACGUUCGAAAACUAGCAAGAGAUUUCGCAGGUUUCGAUGGCGAUAAGAUGGUUGAUAAUUGCGUUGAUUUGGGACUUUUCGCCAACAGGGUUCUUUCUAUACGUGACAGGUGGAGCUUGGAGAGACUGGUGGAGCAUUUUCUAGACUUACAAAUAAGCAAAGACAAGAAAGUGAGGCAUAGUCGGUGGCAUAUAAUUCCUCUGUCGAAAGAACAGCAACUAUAUGCUGCAACCGAUUCAUAUGCAAGUCUUUUACUCUAUAAUGUUUUGAAAAGUCGUGAAAAUGAUUUAAAGGCUUUGGAGAACUAGAUUCAUUAUUUGUGUGACUGGAGGAGUCUUAAGGGCUUCUGUAUAUAUAUUUUUUACUUAUAAUAAUUAAGUACAGGUACUUUAUUAUGAUGUAUAUAAUAAUAUUUUUUUAUCUGAUCGUUUGUAGAUGAUGUAAUGUGUUCAAAUUAUUUUUUAACUUCUAUAUAAGCCUAAAUAAAAAAUUUUACAAGCAGA
Diabrotica virgifera virgifera (western corn rootworm) is the source of this 1089-nucleotide messenger RNA. It is a transcript of the gene WRNexo, whose product is annotated as 3'-5' exonuclease. Gene Ontology annotation, biological process: nucleobase-containing compound metabolic process. Gene Ontology annotation, molecular function: 3'-5' exonuclease activity; nucleic acid binding. Lineage: Eukaryota; Metazoa; Arthropoda; Insecta; Coleoptera; Chrysomelidae. Bases 136 to 894 code for a protein of 252 amino acids. The record is from RefSeq and is a predicted model, not a curated record. The transcript has a single exon.